GUACAGCGGAGAACCAGAAGAGGACGAGUCAAAAGAAAAGUGUCAAGGUACUUCAUUUGGGAAAAGAAACCAGACACUGCCGUUGACAGGAAUAAACACUGUCAAGACAAAAUAUGGCCGAGAAUCCAAAAGGCAGCUCUGGUGACUUUGCUAAAAAAGUCCAAAGACAGCUGAGCAGAAGCAAAGAAAAGGUACUGCAAAGGCUGGGAAAGACUGUGGAGAGCAAAGAUGACGAAUUCGAGCGUUCUCUCCAGCAGUUUAAUGACCAGCAGACUGAUGGGAACCGAAUGUACAAGGACUUGAGGAACUACAUUAAUGCAGUUAGAGAUAUGCGUGAGGCUUCAAGACGCCUUUCCCAGUCUCUGUUUGAUUCAUAUGAAACUGACUGGGCUGGAGAGGAAGAUUUAGGAGCCAUUGUAGAGGGGGAGGACCUCCUGUGGAAUGACUACGAGGUGAAGCUAUUAGACCAGUCCAUACGCACCAUGGAGUCCUAUGUGAGCCAAUUCCCAGAUGUCAGGGAGAAAAUAGCCAAAAGGGGAAGAAAACUGGUGGACUACGACUCUGCCCGUCACCACCUGGAGGCACUGCAGACUGCAAAGAAGAGGGAUGAUGUCAAGAUAAACAAGGCAGAAGAGGAGAUGAAUGCUGCCAAAAGUGUCUAUGAGGGAAUCAACAAUGACUUAAAAGAAGAGCUGCCUGCACUCUAUGAAAGCCGUAUUGGAUGCUACGUCUCAGUCUUCUCAGCUCUAUCAAAUUUAAGAGACAUCUUCCAUAAGGAAAUGAGCACGCUCAGUCUUGAUCUGCAUAAUGUGAUAAAGGAGCUGCAGGCUCAGCAUCCGGACAAAAUGUUUGCUGUAAAGGGACUGCAACGGUACGGCUCCCUGAAGAGACGAUCUCUGAUGUCCCCUAAGGCCUGGAAAGCCAGCUUUUCUGAGUUUCACAAGAGCUAUAGUCCCAGACCUGGCCAGAGGUUUAGUUUCAGGUCCCCUGACAGAUCUCGCCAGGGUACUCUGUCCAGAGAGAGCAGCACCCUUGCGGUCUCCCCGCAGUCACCUCUUCUGGAGAGCCCCACCUCUGAGUCCAGGGACCUGGAUGCAGAACCGAGCCACAGUGAGAUCUCAUCUGCAGAAGAAGACACUGCAGCAGGGACGGCUAGAAACGAGUUGGGAGAAGACGGCAAUCAGGUGGAAGAGGAGGACAGGAAGGAAGAGGAGUCUGAGCCUAAGCCACCUGCAGAGUCUGAAAAUAAGGGAGAUGUUGAGAAAGCUCCACCAAGUGAGAGCAGCUCUGAACUGAACAACUCCUGUGAUUCAGAGAGCUUGGAGCUCCAGCUGUCAGCAGCAACUGACGGCCCGCUGCACAUUGAAGAAAGAGAAGACAGCCCGGUAGCCUUCAACCCUCCUAAACCAAACGGACUGGAGAAUGGUGAAGUUUCUAAGGACCUGAGCAACAAGGAUGCUCCUGCAGAGAAACAGGCAACUCCGGACUCAAAAAGCACAACGGUUUAAUGUAUUCAAACUUUAAUAGAAGAGAAGCACAGAAGAGAUUGAAGUCAACAGCUGCACAAGAGAGAAAAAAUGUGGAGACAGCCGCACUGAAGUGUCCAUCUGUGGUGUCAGGAAUGAUGUGCUAUGCAUUGACGUGUCGGUGCUAGUUUUCUUAUUUAUCUUUUAUUGAAAUCAGCUGUGGAUAGACUACACCAUAUAGGUAAAUCUUCAUCUGUAAUAUUUUUGUAACAGCAAUGCUUUAUCUCAAUUAUCCUCUCAAGAAGUAUAGAUACAUGUGUACAUGUCAUUUUUGGAGCAAACAUUGUCCCACAGAUUCCAUUAUAUUCUGCACCAAACAGGUUAUAAUCAGAUAAGUUAUCUCAUGUGUCUAAUGUCAGCAAACACACAUGCACUUAUAGGUUUACAAAACUGUCCUGCAGUAUAGCUCACCAUAUGCAGACAUACUGUACUGUGGUCUCAGUUUAGAAAGGAACUGAGAUCAACUCCAUUCUCAUGUAACCACUUAACCUAAAGACUGAAAGUAAAUAGAAGUUUCAAUGAUUUUCUUUUCUUCUAUUUCUAUCUAUUUUAUUUCUUAACCAGUUUUGUUGGCAGGGAUUCAUUUUUUGAAUCUUUUAAUCUUUUUCACUCGCACAAAGACGUGAUCUGCUAAUUAGUUGUGCACUGAGAAGAUAAAUCAUUGUGUAAUUCUGAACAUUUUUUGGUUCACAUUUAUACUCAUUUGUUUGAUUUUAAUCAUUUACAACACACACACCCUCAAGGGUACAGCUAAUAGAUGGACAUCUGUAUAAAAUAAAUGAUGAAUGUAAAACUGAA
Dicentrarchus labrax (European seabass) is the source of this 2324-nucleotide messenger RNA. RefSeq names its product bridging integrator 2a (gene bin2a). Gene Ontology annotation, cellular component: cytoplasm; podosome; plasma membrane. The record is from RefSeq and is a predicted model, not a curated record. Gene Ontology annotation, molecular function: phospholipid binding; protein binding. Bases 114 to 1508 code for a protein of 464 amino acids. Lineage: Eukaryota; Metazoa; Chordata; Actinopteri; Moronidae. Gene Ontology annotation, biological process: phagocytosis, engulfment; podosome assembly; plasma membrane tubulation. The transcript has 13 exons.